AUGUCGGCUCGAACAGCCAAGCUGCUGGGACGCAAGAGCAGCAGCAGCCACACCGCCGUCACGUCGGGCAUGGCAGGCAGCAGCAGGAGCAGCAGCAGCAACGUCCGCCAGCAGCUCGACCACAGACAGAGCACCGAAACGCUCCCCGACGACGACGCAGCCUCGGUCCUGACGACCAACUCGGCCAAGCAAAAGGGGACGUUCAUGUGCGGCUUCUGCAGGGAGGAAGGCAUCCGCAAGACGUGCACGCGCAAGAACGACCUGAAGCGCCACAUGGAGGACUUCCACAGCAUGAACGCCCUCUGGUUCUGCGGCCAGAACGGGUGCGGCAUGGUCUUUGACUGGCCGACCGUGUACAAGACCCAUCUGAAGACGGCCCAUGGCGGGUCGCGCGUCGUGCCGGAGGACGUCAAGGUCACGCUGUGUCCCCAGACCGUCUUCGCCUGCGGCUUCGACCGGUGCAUACAGGUCUUCGAGUCGUCCUCGGACGCCGACGCGCCUGCCACCUUCAAAGAGUACGUCGCCCACGUCGUCAAGCACUUUGACGACGGCGGCGGCGGCGGCGGCGGCGGCAGUGGCCAGCCUCAGUGGUCGUACUCGACGCGUCUGCGCAACCUGCUCCGCCAGUCGGCCGUCCUCAACGCCUGGGCAGACACCUACCCCGACGCCGACUCGCGGGAUCUCCGCUGGCAGCCGCAGACGACGGGCGUGCUGCGCAAGCUGCUCGAGACGAGACACGUCCUCCCCCGCAACGUCGGGCUGCUUGUCCGGUACGCUUAUGCGCUGGGAUCUGACCAGCCUGACCCGUCGACCCUGUCCGAUAUCCACCAGGUCUUUCGUAUACCCGUCAGCGAAGAAUGCCAGCUGCAGAUCCCGGGACACCGGACGAUGCGUCAACCAUCACCCAUGAUACAUCAGCAGCAGCAGCAGCAGCAGCAUACGCCGCAGCACGAGCACCAGCAGCACCAGCAGCACCAGCAGCACCAGCACCAGCAACAACAGAUGAUGCGGCAUCAAGCUCCGCAAACCCCGCAACAGCCCGAGCAGGACCAAUUCUCGUUCAAGAUCUCCCGCGGAAAUAAUCCCCACCCCCACCUAGCGCACUACUACGCCACCCAGAGACGAACGUUCCAGACCAAGCCGCCCGUACGAGCAGGUCGAUCGGCAAGACCGCCCAUGCUAUCUCAGCAUCAGCAAAACUUCCCCCAACAAUCACAGCCACAGUUGCCACCUCAGCAGGCCAUGUUCAACCCUAACAAUAUGGGUCACGGUCAUGGCAUGUGGCAGCAGCAGCAGCAGCAGCCAUAUCGUCAGAUGAUGACGCUCUCUGACAAGGGCAUCAUAGCGGAUGAUCUGCGCAGCCUGAGAUCCAUGGCUAGCACGAGCAGCGGUGGUAGUAACGGAAAUGCUCACCAGAAUCAGCAUCACGUUGAUGUGGACAUGGCAGAUGCGCACAUGAUGGAUCUGACGGCGUAUAACAUGUCUCGCAUAUCAGCCGCUACAGCGUAUUCUGUCGAUGUCGGGUUGCAGAGUCCGGCUUCUGAGGGGGAUUGUGUCAAGAUGGAGGGACAUUACUCUCUCGGUACAGAUCACGACUACUUGUACAAUCAGGCAGCACGAGUACGAGUGACAUGGUUCAACUUCUCAACGCAGAUGGGGUACACACUCCCUACUCGUCGGACUCGGCUUGCAGGCAUGUUCACCAUCAGGCCUCCGUCCGACGACAAUGUCAUUCAGCCUCUGGGGGAUGACGAUCAGCGUAUCCUCGUUGGUCUCACUCACAAAUAUGGGGUUUCAAGUCUCAUGUGCGCUUUGAGUGCACUGGGAGGGUCGUCUCGCGCCUCCACAAUAUCGGCCACUACUCUGCUCAGCAGCACCAGCGCCCCCUCACUCGUCUGGACCGCCUCCGACGCCGCCUCCAUCCGCACUCAGUCCACCCGCGAAGGUCCCCUGGUAUCCAUCGCCGACACCAGCUCCCUUUCUGAUACCGACUUCCCCGCCGUCAAGCUGCCCUCGGACGUAGCAUGGCUCGAGUCGCCGGCCACCAUCCAGUCCCCCCCCGUCCAGACCCAGACCCCGGUCGGCAACGCCACGGCCGCAUCACCUCGCCUGGCCAUCCCCACGCUGAAGAAGUAUCAGUGCCCCAUGUGCUUCUUGGACCGCAACCUGGUCGAGUUCGGCCGCAAGAGCGACUUCAAGAAGCAUCUCAACAACUUCCACGGCACCGACGUCACCUGGAUCUGCCGCACAAAGGGCUGCCACCUCUCCUUCGCCACGGAGCGCGCCUACAGCACCCACGCCAAGGAGGCUCACAAGAUGGACGCCCUGCCCAGCAGCGCCGCCCGCACCGAGCUGUGCCCGCAGCUCGUCUUCUCCUGCGGCUUCGCCAGCUGCAAGGACCGCGUCUUCGAGGCCGCCGCGCGUGAAGACGCCGCCGCCAGCCGCGACAAGUACUUUGAGCACAUCGCCAAGCACUUCGAGGACGACUUUGAUGUCAACGACUGGGAGUACCGCGUGCAGAUCCAGAACCUCAUGCGCCAGUCGCGUGUCAAGCACACCUGGAAGACGGGCAUAUGGCCCAAGGAGCGACGCCAGCAGCUGUCAUGGAAGCCUCGUUCGUCGGGAGACCUCCGUCGCAUGCUCGAGGCCCGCCACCUCGGCGACGACAUCUCCCAGCUUGUCCGCCUGGCCUUCAUCCUCGGCACCGCCCCCUUCACCUCGUCUCGCACCCCGCCCCCGAGCGAGAUUGACCAGCACUUCCAGCUGCCCUUCCGCAGCCAGUGCCUCCUCGAGACGGCCGAGCCGCCCGCCAGCAGCACCGCCGGCGACGACGGUCCGCCGGCGACGUCGUCGUCGUCCGCCUCAUCCAUCAUUGGCAGUGCCACCAAGUCGCGGCCGCAAUCCAUGUUCCGCCUGUCGGGCCGCCGCGUCAAGCCCGGUCGCAACGCCCGCCCGUCGACACCCGCCAGCACCAUGUCUGGCCCGCCUCCCACGUCGACACCUUCCGCCUCCUUCCUGAGCUCGGCGGCGUCGACGUCGUCGGCUCCCGCCGCUACCAUCGGCGCCGGCGCCGACACGUUCAUGUCCGGUGAAGCCGACGCCAGCUCUGGCCCCCACCCGGGGACACCCAUCGUCAUACCCGGCGAGAGGAGCCUGCCCGCCGACGCCCCCGAGUUCAUCCCUCCCGAGGGCGUCACCAGCAUGCUGCCGAAGCAGGAGCCGCAGCAUCAGCACAUCCAAGCCAGCACACCGCUGACCAUUGAUACGCCCCUGAGCAUGACGUCGGUUCCCGAUUCGCCGGCCAUGUACGCCAUGACGCCCCUGAGCGGCAACGGCAGCCAUCAGCACCAGCACCAGCACCAGCAACAUCACCACCACCACCAUCUUGACGAGCCGCACAAUGUCUACUCCAUGUACGGGUCUGCUCCGCCGACGUCUGUGCCCGACGAUGUGCCCAUGUCACCCUACGACCAGCCGAUGAGCCAGGUCGAGAGCGACCACCACGCGGCGGUCGAAUACGGCGAGAUGAUGUAUGGAUGCACGCCGGCGAGCAACGCCUCCGCCUCGACGAUACGACCGGCGACGCCGGUGCCACACAAGCGACCAGUCUCCUGGAGCCGGGUAGGCAGCAUGGACGACAUGCGUUCGGUGCGGAGGUCCUCGGCGUCGAUGGGCAGCGCAUACGGUAACGACUCUCCCAUGUCAGUGGGCCACACGGACGUCGGAGUUGGCGGCAUCCCCUCUCACGGGAUGGCGGGGAUGGUGCCCGUGUCGAUGGACCAGAUCCCCAACGCGUACGGCGAGAUGAUUCCCCCUCACCCGUCGGCCUACCACUACCAGCACCACCACCACCACCACCACCAACAGCAACAGCAACAGCAGCACCAGCACCAGCAGGCACCGACGUCGAUGCCAGCAGGUACAGAGUGGGGCGUACCGAUGAGGAUGGGCCAGGAGCCGCAGGUCGGUUACCAUGCUCAGCAGCAGCAGCAGCAGCAGCAGCACUACCAAGAGGGACCUGACAUGUCAUCCAUGACGACGUUCUUCUUUGACGACGAAGGGAGGUUGUAA
Messenger RNA from Geosmithia morbida, 4071 nucleotides. RefSeq names its product ZnF C2H2. Gene Ontology annotation, biological process: regulation of transcription by RNA polymerase II. The record is from RefSeq and is a predicted model, not a curated record. The coding region runs from base 1 to 4071 and encodes 1356 amino acids. Gene Ontology annotation, cellular component: mediator complex. Lineage: Eukaryota; Fungi; Ascomycota; Sordariomycetes; Hypocreales; Bionectriaceae. The transcript has 4 exons. Gene Ontology annotation, molecular function: transcription coactivator activity.